Messenger RNA from Scatophagus argus, 3630 nucleotides. RefSeq lists its product as uncharacterized. Gene Ontology annotation, molecular function: metal ion binding; RNA binding. The record is from RefSeq and is a predicted model, not a curated record. Lineage: Eukaryota; Metazoa; Chordata; Actinopteri; Scatophagidae. Gene Ontology annotation, cellular component: nucleus. The coding region runs from base 284 to 3100 and encodes 938 amino acids. The transcript is spliced from 11 exons. Gene Ontology annotation, biological process: negative regulation of DNA-templated transcription.
UAGUGACGUUUGUCUCAAACACGGAAGCAGUGGUAAACGGAGGAAUGAUGUGUCUAAGGGAGCCAUGUGAAGCAAAAUUUGCUUGACUACAGCUCAGAGUCACAUUUAUUUUGAAACGUUAGACAUUAACGGAAAAGCAGGUUAGGACAGUUUAUACCCGAAGAAGGCUAUUAAAUAUAUUUGACGCGAAUAUCUUCCGAUUAGGCGGCCACAUCCUCCGUCGUGAAUGUCAUGCUAGUCUUUUCACAUGAAUAAACAAAUAACUGAUGACGAUUAGAAUACGAUGGAUUUCGCUAACCUGUUCACGAAACUAUCUGCGGUGGAAGAGGAUGUCAAGAGCCCUGGUCGACCGGGACUGACACGCAGGAAUGAGACUGAGGGUGAUAAAAGAAGUAAUGGCAGAAAGAGGAAAGCCGAGCAGACUAGUCCUUAUGCAAAGAGACAACGCUACCAAGCCCAGACAGUCAGAACUUCUAAUGCUACAGUGGAUGACUCCAAGGUCGUACACAACCAUGUGCAUGGCGCUGAUAGUGGUCACGCAGGUGUCAGUUUUCCCGGAGAAGUGAUACAUAACCACGACAAUAAAGCUGACCACGGCAGCAUGCGUCAAAAAGGUCAGAGUUUCAAAACUAUAAACAAUCAUAAUGCGAACAGUCAACGAGAGCAGAAAAACAAGAAGAAGAAGGGGCGGCGGCGGAAAAAUCAGCACCAACAGAAUAGAGGGAGACCUCCUGAUAGGGGUGGGAGCCAUCACACUAGGAAAGGUGGAGGAAACAGGAGAAAUACCAAUGAUAAACAGGCAAAACGUACGAGGUUCAUGACACAGGAGUUUAAGGACCAGAAUGUUUUGAUGGUGGACGGGCGGUUACUUUGCCGACAUUUCCUUUGGGGAAGGUGCAUCAAGGGUGAUGACUGCCAGCUGGAGCACAUUCAGGGUUACAACAAUCUUGUCAAAGAAUUGUGCAAAUUCUAUGUGCAGGGACUAUGCACAAAAGGGGCCAGCUGUCCAUACAUGCACGAGUCCUUCCCCUGCAAGUUCUUUCACCGAAAAGGAAAAUGUUCACAAGGAGCAGAUUGCAGGUUUUCCCAUGAGCCACUCAAUGAUGUCACUAGCCAACUGUUGGAUGAGGCAAUAAAACGGGACAAUGAACUCUGUGAACAAGCAAAAAAAGCUGAAAAGGAGUCAUCAGGACCGCCAGUGAGCGCAGAAGAGUCAGAAACAAACAGAAAACCUGAUAUAUUCCUGCAGCCGCUCAGGCCUUACUUUUACCAAAGUGCAGACACACAUGCUGAGAAGGAGGCUUUGUUUUGUGCAACCGAAGAAGUGGCGGAUAUCCUGGAGGAAGCUGACCCACCAUAUGUGUCAGAUGCUGCCCAACCUCACAGCCCCCCAUCAGCUAACCUGAAUCCAGAGGAGCCCGUUUGUUAUUCAGUUGAAGCAGUUCUUGGACCUCAAAUCUCCAAACCUUUCGCUAGUUUCUUAACAACUCCGAGAAGUAAAGAAUUUGCCCCUCUGUCUUCUUCUGAUUGCACUUCAGGCUCUGCAAAUCAAAGCCAAGUUCCCUACUCUGUCGAUGCUGUUCUCAGGUCUUGCGAGUCAGAGGAAAAUUCUACUUUUGACCACACACCUACCCCUCGUACUGCACAAAGUGUAUCCUAUACUCCAAAGACUUACGCCGAAGAGGUCACACAUCCCCUGCUCACAUACUCAGAAACUCAAAGUAAGAAGGUCUUGUAUUUGGUAAAUACCAGAAAUAGCGCAAACAGUUCCCAGGAAAAAAGCCUGCCAUCCCUCCAAGUGAGCGCCGACCUGAUUUCAAAGACCUGCCCUAAUCUUCCUCUGGUCUCCAGGGAUCACAAGAAACAGGAUAGGAAUGUGUCAGAAUCUCUUAAACCUGCACAAGAAACUUCUCAUGAUAUCAAGUUGUUGUCUAUGGAUAGUAAAUGCCUUGUGAACUGCAAAAAUGAAGCUAGUCUUCCAUUUGGACCCACAAAGCUCAAAAGCAUUUUUUUAAAGCCCCCAAGUCAGACGUCUGUUUCCAAACGUCCUACACAGUUGGAACCAUCCCUCUCUGUUCCGACAUCUGACUCACAACCCUCUUUUAAGCCUUUUUGUCCCACUUCCAGUGUCACAGAGUUUAAAGUUGGAGCUGCAGUGUCUGCUGAACCUGUCAGCUGUCCCAUUAAGUCAAGUGAUUCUGCAAACAGAAGUCAUUCUGCAGCAAAACAACCCAUCAAGAUGCACCUGGACUCCAAAGAGACACAACCUGGCCUCAUACCUGGCACAAAACACAAUUAUUCAACCAAGAAGACAACAGAGUGCAGCAGUAAAAUGACAUGUAGUGGUGAUUUGGCAGUUGGAUGUAAAAAGAGGACCAUGACAAGACCCUUUCAUAGCCUUUUUGCAGGCCCCAUCAGUGACACUCUGCAGCCUAUGGAUGAUUCUGUAGGUUCCUAUUGUUCUCGAGAUUCAUUUCAGUCCCCCCGUUGGGCUCGACAGUCUACAGAGAACAGAAGUAAUUGUCUUAAAACUACACGUGAACCUGACAAAGCCCCUUCCAGGUCUUUCCUGAGCCUUUUUGCUGCCCCUCUCAGUGCCGCCCCUCCCACCACCUCUUGUGUUCAACAGUCACUCCAGUCAGUUGAUAACACUUCUCACUCAUCAGACUUCAGGCACAGAGGCUCUAGUACAGAGACGUUGCUCUCACAACAUGUCUCAGCUGAAGAAAUCUCUCACCCAUCAAGAUCCCCUGAAAUCCCUCCUAAUCCUAAAAUAUUACAAGACAGCUCAACUGAGCAUAUAAAUCACCCCACAGAGCAGGAGAUGCAUCCUACUAGUCCAGCUCCUUGUGCUGACAGUCAGACUUUAAGUCACACUCAUGGGCAGCUGCCUGACAUCUCAGCCCACAAAGCAUCUGCAGUGCAAGUCACUACAAAUUCAGUUCUGAAGACUCUCUUCCUGUCCCUGAGCCCGUACGAACAGGAUGAAAAGCAACAAGACAGUAUUCGGAUCUCUUCAGAAACUGAAAACAAGGACGAAAACAGCACAGGGUGUGUCUUUGUGAAGCAACAGAGGAAGAGCAGAAAAAAGGGAAGAUGAAAGAAGAAGCUCAGGACUCAAGAUUCCCACAAAUGGUCCACUGAGAAAAAUGACUAUAAGCUCCAGACAGCAGCAACCUUCUCCUCAAACUUCUCAGAUCUCCUUGGAGGCAACUGGUGGGUCGACCCCCAGCAGUCCAGGAAUGACUGAACAUCUUCCAGCUUUCCAUUCAAACCAGUGGUGCCGCUGAUGCAGCAUCACACCCAAUGAAGACUGAAGCACACGUGAGUGGAAGGAAAGGGACUGAAUGGGAACGUGGCAGUCAAUAACUCAAGGACCCUUUUAAGACUUUAUACACUGCUGUUUUCUACUUCAGGCUGUGAUGUUGAAAUUCCUUUUAUAUGGAAACACAUUAUUUUUGCCUUGUGGUCAGUCAGUGUUAUGCAUGUGACAUGACACAUCUAUUCAAAUCCAAAUCUUGAACUUUUAUUUAAAACCGAAUGGCCUCUUUGAAUUUGUCGGGUUUUUUUUUUCAUUUUUGUGCAUUGACAGCAUUUUCUGAAAGUAACUGAAUAUUAAAAUAUUUUAGA